CGGGAAAAGUUCGUGAAGUCGCUGUUGAAUAUCACCGUCCAGCUUCGAUCACCUAGUCGCAACGUCGGGAGCCACAACCCACGGAGCGAAGAUAGACAGCAUGACAGCUUCAAGCAGGGGUUCGAAAGCCGCUCAGGCUGUGCUAUCUACUUCUCCUAAUCUGUGCGCACGAUGCGCUUCCUCUUCUGCUGUAUCUAGAUACCCAGGACGGCUCUACUCAUCUCUCGCCGCCGCCGUAGCGAAAACCCCCACCGAUCCCUCUACUCCUGCACCCGCUCGCUCUCCGCCGCCCUACGACGUUCGCUCUGGUGUAAUUCUCACACGACCACCUCUAGUGACACGGAAACUCCAUCCUUUUGAGAAUGCUUUCUUCUUUUACCAGAAGCGUCUCGAAGAACGUCUCAACACCCCUUUUAUCACGAGUAUUUACUUCAAGCCUGAUACGGCUCGCCGUCUAGACUGGAACAUCAAGGUCCAGGAGCGCAAGGGCACAGUGGCCAAGGAGCUGGGUGUCUACAAUGGAAAGAGUUCCAAGGCGUGGGAUGACGAACUUAAGGUUGGCGAUGAGCUUAGCAACCAGGAGACUAUUGUCAAGGCCUUGCUCAAGGACGCUGAGGCGCGUGUCAGUGAUGAUGCUGAGGUUAUCGCUCCUGAGGAUGUUGUCCCCGUUGAACCUCCUGCGGAUCGUGUGACUGAGGCAGAUCACAAGGGUGAUGUUCAAAGACUGGAUCGUCAACUCGAUCGAACCCUGUAUCUUGUGGUCAAGGGUAAGGACGGUUGGGGUUUCCCCGCUGAUGUGAUUCCUAAGGAUGAAAAUCUUCAUGAGUCCGCCAAGCGAGUCCUCGACCAGGCCGCUGGUGUCAAUAUGAACACAUGGAUUGUCAGCCGCGUGCCAGUCGCCCAUGUCGUCUCACGACCCAAAAUCACUGCCGACGGCGUCGUCCAGAAGAAGGGUGAAAAGACAUUCUUCAUCAAGGGCAGGAUAAUGGCUGGUCAGGCUGAUCUUAAGGAUAACCCCUUUGGCUACACCGAGUUCAAGUGGCUGACUCGUGAGGAGCUGGAAAAGGAGUUGCCAAAGGACUACUGGAAGGGCGUACGAAACAUGAUGACUGAUCGGUAGCUAUAGAGGUUGGGUUAGAAUUGGCAGUGCCGUUGCUGCGUGUAUAAUUAUCAUGUAUACUUGCUGUACACAAGAAUCAAGACGUCAAAGCAUGUCACUUGGGUUUAAUCUGCACGUUUGCCCUCAGCUGAGAUGAUCUCGUAUCAAGCUAAAAGCACCAUAUCAAGUAGGUCAAA
This is a messenger RNA of Fusarium redolens, 1296 nucleotides long. RefSeq names its product 39S mitochondrial ribosomal protein L46-domain-containing protein. The transcript is spliced from 3 exons. The coding region runs from base 101 to 1120 and encodes 339 amino acids. Gene Ontology annotation, cellular component: mitochondrial large ribosomal subunit. NCBI's taxonomy places the organism in Eukaryota, Fungi, Ascomycota, Sordariomycetes, Hypocreales, Nectriaceae. Gene Ontology annotation, molecular function: structural constituent of ribosome. The record is from RefSeq and is a predicted model, not a curated record.